Molecule: messenger RNA, 231 nt
Organism: Triticum aestivum (bread wheat)
Lineage: Eukaryota; Viridiplantae; Streptophyta; Magnoliopsida; Poales; Poaceae
Exons: 1
Coding region: 1-231 (76 amino acids)
Source: RefSeq, a predicted model, not a curated record
AUGACCAAGUGCCUCGCCGUCGCGCUCCUGCUGGUGGUGGUGCUCGCGUCCUGCGACGGGAGGGAGCUGAGCCAGAAGGACGGCGCACUGGGAGCGACACGCGGUGCCGGCGUCGCCGAGUCCAAGGCUUCUUCGGGUUCGGGGUUGCCAGACCUGCCGGUUGUGGGAACCGGAACCAGUACCAUUAACGGCUCGCUGGUGGUGAUUCCUGGGGUCCCUUCUCACCCAUGA